Molecule: messenger RNA, 2935 nt
Organism: Linum trigynum
Lineage: Eukaryota; Viridiplantae; Streptophyta; Magnoliopsida; Malpighiales; Linaceae
Source: the annotation of a GenBank genome assembly
CGACGCCGUAAAACAUUCUCUCCUUCAAACUCCGUGACUAACCUGUCCCCUCCAUUUUCUCAAAUCUCGAUACAGACUAUAAACCCUCCGCCAUCAAUGGGCGCUUAGAUCUCAAUCAGUCUUCCUUUUCAGUCAGAUCUUCUUUCACCAAAAAUUCAAGUCAAACGAACUCAACAAUGUCGACCCGCUACCUCCUCCUCCUCGCCCUCACCGCCUUCCUCCUCGCCUCCCCUUCCUUCCCCAAUCCGGCUUCGGCCUCCUCUACCACCGCCGCCGACGACGACGAGGACCUCAGCUUCCUCGAAGACGACGACGCCGCUGAUCACACCGCCGACUCCCACUCCGAGCACUACCCCGAUUCCGAUCAUUUCGAUGACGACGAGGACUUUGGGGGCGAAGGAGGCGACUUCGAGAACUACGACGAUCUCGACGACGAUGCGGCCGAUUCCGAUCCCGAUGCCUACAAGGCUCCCGAGGUCGACGAGAAGGACGUCGUCGUGUUGACCGACGGCAAUUUCAGCGAUUUCGUGAAGGACCGCAAGUUUGUGCUGGUGGAAUUCUACGCUCCCUGGUGCGGCCACUGCCAGUCGCUGGCUCCCGAGUACGCGGCGGCGGCCACGGAGCUGAAGGCGGAGGAGGAUGUGGCGCUGGCGAAGGUGGACGCCACGGAGGAGAGCGAGCUGUCUCAGGAGUACGAUGUGCAAGGGUUUCCUACUCUCUAUUUCUUCGUCGACGGUGUUCGCAAGCCUUACCCUGGCCAGAGGACCAAGGAGGCUAUUGUUACGUGGAUUAAGAAGAAGAUUGGACCUGGAAUCGCCAAUAUCACCACAUUGGAUGAUGCGGAGCGAAUUUUGACUUCCGAGAGCAAGGUCGCCUUGGGUUACCUGAACUCCUUGGUGGGCCCUGAGAGUGAAGAGCUAGCUGCUGCUUCAAGGCUUGAAGAUGAUGUUAACUUCUAUCAAACUGUUAACCCGGAUGUCGCAAAGCUUUUCCAUCUUGAUGCUAAAGCUAAACGUCCUACCUUGGUCAUGAUUAAGAAGGAGGAUGAAAAACUGAGUUAUUUUGAUGGAAAUUUCUCAAGGUCUAGCAUAGCCGAGUUCGUAUUUGCGAACAAGCUUCCUCUGGUUACCAUUUUCACCAGGGAAAAUGCUCCAGCAGUUUUCGAGAGUGAAAUCAAGAAGCAGCUAAUUUUGUUUGCCGCUAAAAAUGAUACGGAGAAAGCUCUUGCAUCAUUUCAAGAAGCUGCUAAACUGUUCAAGGGAAAGCUCAUUUUUGUAUACGUUGAUAUGGAAAACGAAGAUGUAGGAAAGCCUGUCUCUGACUAUUUUGGUAUCACAACUUCCCCCAAGAUUAUCGGAUAUACUGGUAAUGAAGAUACAAAGAAAUUCAUCUUUGACAAGGAAAUUACGGUGGAUAAUAUUAAGGCUUUUGGACAGGACUUUAUUGAUGACAAGCUCAAACCAUUCUUCAAGUCUGACCCGAUUCCAGAAAAUAAUGAUGGAGAUGUCAAAAUUGUGGUUGGGGAUAACUUCGAUGAAAUCGUCUUGGACGAGUCAAAAGAUGUUUUCCUUGAGAUCUAUGCACCUUGGUGUGGUCAUUGCCAAGCUUUGGAGCCAACCUACAACAAACUUGCUAAACAUUUGCGGGACAUCGACUCAAUCGUCAUAGCCAAGAUGGACGGAACAACGAACGAACACCCCAGGGCAAAGUCGGAUGGUUUCCCUACACUACUUUUCUUCCCCGCCGGAAACAAGAGCUUCGAUCCAAUCACUGUAGACACAGACAGAACAGUGGUAGCAUUUUACAAGUUCAUCAAGAAACACGCAUCGAUCCCCUUCAAGCUUCAGAAGCCGGCUACUACAACGAAACCAGCAUCCGAAUCCGAGAGUGAAGUCCAGGAAACCACCAGCAGCAGCAGCUCAGAAGACGUGAAGGAUGAAUUGUGAGGAAGUGGAAAACAUGUUUCCUUAACUUAUGUAUCUGUGCCAUCAGUUUAGGCUUAAAAGAGGAAGUUUUGGUUUCUCCUUCGGUUAGAGCCUACUUAGAGAUUAGCCUGUUGUGUGUUCUUCUCAAUCAAGUGCUUCAUAGUCUAAUGAACGUUUCUAUAUCUUGGUAAAUUUCCCUUUGUGCUGUUAAUGAGUCGAGCCGAGCUUUGCCAUAGUUCGAGCUCGACUCGUGUUCGUCACGAGCUUUAAUAUGCAAGCUCGAGCUCGGCUCUUUUAUGAAAAUAAAAGCUCGAGCUCGACUCGAGCUAGCUCGUCAAAUAAGCUUAACGAGACAAAAUCGAGUUCCGCUAAUAAAAUGUUCAUGAUAGCUCAAGAUUGACCUAGAAUUGAGUACAAAAUUACAUUCAAACUUGUAGCAAAGUCUAGCUAAGUAAAACACAAUAUUUAUCCCAAUUUAAAUGCAUAAAAUCAAUGAAUUCUAAUCCUUUUUUUAUGCCAAACCAUUAAAUGUGCUUGUUCGCGAGCUUUCGAGCAGAACAUGGUAUGGCUCGAGCUCGGCUCGUUUAGUUAACAAACUUGUUCGCAAACCGACUCAAUUAAAACGAAUCGAGUGUCGAACGAGUUUUUCUCGAGUCAAACGCCGAGCCGUUCAUGGCUUAUUACCAGUUACCACGGCCGUUUCACAUCCUGCGACGGAAUAGGGAUCCUAAAUGGUUAUGGGGUCAGGUUCAAUGAAAGCAUCCCACUAAACCGUUGGUCAUUUCAAGCUCUCAAUCCCCCUUAUUUUUUCUUUUUCUUUUUCUUUUUAUACAUUCCAUCACAACGAGAAAACGACGCCGUAGCACACGUUUCUUCACGGUUAAGUUGGGACCUCGACACAGUUUCAUUUUCGACUUCCAUAAUUAUCCUCAUAAUCAUUACAAUUAAUUAAUUACCCAUCCCAUUCGUCCUCUUUCGUUACUCAAACGAAAAAAAUGGUUUAUUAAUAA